AAUGGUAGCCAGCGCUCCCUUAUCGUGAAAGCUAACGGUCGUUGAGGCGAACCACCGUCAAAGUGCAACGAAUUGUUGUUAGCAGAUCUGAGGCGUUUAUCAAAUCGUUUUGAAGAGAUCCAACGGCCCUAGAUCCCUCCGUCCGUCGUCCAAAGCUCAACGUCUAUUCCUCGAGCGGGAAGCCAUUAAGUUUUCACGAAUUUCGAGCGGGACUCACGCUGAUUGGGUGCGAAACGGGCGAGCUUUAACGUCGUCCAUUCAACUGCUUACUCCAAUCUAGACCGUAUGACGCGAUCUGCUUGAGAUAGAUCCGACGGUCCUACAUCCCUCCCUCCAUUUCCCAAGUCGAACGGGGUGUUUUCUUGGACGAUUUUCGUCCACGAAAUAGUGAGCCUGUUGUUUCCGCAUCCCCCACCCCCUUGGUAGUGGGGUUUGAGUCCCAAAGAAAGGCAUUUCGCCUCAUUCCAAUUUCUCAUUUCCAACAUUUCCAGCCGAAGAAUGCCCCUCGCGAGACUACAAUUUCUCCCAUCCUCGGCAUUUUGCCUCAAUUCGGCUCAUUUUCCGUCCGACGACUCCGCUUGCGGCUGCUGCGUCGUUGUGCUUCGCGUCUCCGCUUCGUCAACUUGACUCUCGUCUCUUCCAACCGAAAGAUGCCUAUCCAUAGUCGCGGAAGCCGAUUCAUAUGGUUCUGAUUUCUGCUGCUCAACCUGCAUCGAACCCAAGAUCUGAAGCCCAGGGGCGUUGAGCUUGGCAGCACGCUUAGCAAAUCUGCGUUUCUGUCAUUCACGUCAGGCCUCUACUUCGACAUGGCGUGAUGCUUUCUCGCAUCAAGACAAUGUCAUCUAAGAAGACCGUUAAGCGAAACAUCGCGAACCGUUCCUUCUGCCAACUUAUCAAGCCGGGAUUUCAGAGCCUUCUGCGACGCUCAGCAUGCGUCGUCAGCCAACGACUUCCAACGCCGUCGCUUCCGCCACGCUUUUACUCCGACCAAACACGCCCAGCUAAGUACCCGACCCAAUCCGUCAACCCGCCUCCCUGCCUUUGCGCUGACUUUUUGCUUACGCCAUUUUUGUGGACUUCUGCCUUUCACGGCGAUUGCUCAUCGUCCCUCCCCCCUUCCCAUCCCCUCCUUUCCGGAAGCCCAUGGCACACGUGCUUGAGCCGCUUGCAUAGUUCUCAGUCGCUAGCGGGUUAGACUUGUUGUCGUCGCUGCGCGCACGCGUCCAGUCUCCUCCUCCUUGAUGUCUCCCUCGCUGUCGCUCGCUCCUGCAUGUGUGCCUUGGGCGAACCCCUCCCUCCUCCCCCCCCCUCCCCCAGGUGUCGGAGCUGCUUCAGAAGAUGCACCAGGCGCUGGCGUUGCUCCAAGGCAUACUGCAUGUACCAGCGCUGCUGCGCACGCCUCUGAUGCCAUCCCCUCGCCUCACUUCGCUCUCCUCCUCUUCCCUCCUCUCCCGCUCCCCUUGGCAGGUCACUUGGCCGCUAAUUUCGAGGAGCGGUGGGGAAUGGAGGUAGGACAGCGCGCGAGCUCCUGACGCUGCGUCGACUUCCUCAUGCUGCUCCGGCUGCCUUCAGCUGCCUCGCUCACACCAUCAGCUAAGUGGUCGCUUCCUCCGCUCACCCUCCCUUGCACGCCGUGUCGUUUUUUCCAUCGCAUCGUAUGCUUUCUCCCAUAAAAUGGUGCCACUGGUGACUGCGUAGUGUACGGCCCACAGACCACCCUUACUACAGGUAAACACCCCCCUCAGGUUAAGCCUUCAGGUACCCGCCCCCCCCCCUACUGCAGGUACCUACCAGGUACAAGCCUCCGUGUCUGUGGAUCGUAGCUGUGCCUCCACCAGUGGCGCCUCCCUUCGCUCUUCCUCCGUUUCACCACCUAUGCAAAUAUCCUAUUCACCCCAGGUGCAGCAUCCGCUGUCGUACUCACUCUGUUUCCACUUGCAUCCCCCCCUUCCCCUCACCCCCUCCCUUGCAGGAGAUCAAGUGCCAGGCGUCCUCGGGGGAUGCUCGGGGCAUCACAGUCGUGCCUGCUCUUCCAGCGCCUUCACUGCUGCUGCUGCUGCUGGUGCAGCUGCUGUUGUCGUGGUAAGCUAAGUACCCUCCUUCCUACCUACGCCAAGUUGUUUGCGUCGCGUUCCUUGCAGUACUUCCUUGCCGCUUCUCAUGCACUCGCCGUUCAAACUAAGCCACUGGUUGGGCCGGCUCACAGGCCAUAAACCCCCUUCUUCAGGUAGCCCCUCAGGUGCAGGUAACCCCCUCAGGUAUCCCCUCAGGUUCAGCCACAGCAGGUCCCCGUGGGGGUCUGUGGCGUGUGGUCGUGCCUCCACCAGUGGCCAUCCCUUCCUUUCCUUCCAGCCUGUGCAGCUUCUUUUUCCUGUCGCCAUCCAUGCCGUCGCAUGCCACUGACUGCUGCUGCUUGUGUGCAUUGCAGGUGGAGGGGAGGGGCGAGGGGGUCAACACCGACUCUCCCCCGACGCCCCUCCCCUGUGGCCGUGCAGGUAUUCACACACGGGAAGCGGGGAGGAGGAGGGCUGCCGUCAGGGAGAGAAUCUUGGUCGGCCUUCGAAGGAGCUAGUGCGUCAGGAUUGCUGGGGCGGUGCUCUGCUCCCGAGAUGGUCGCUGGCCCUUCAAUGCCACUCGCAGCAACUCGUCCAACUCCCUCAUGCUGCUGCUGUGGUAAGCUAACUCACCCUCCUACCUGCCCACUUGAGUUGCAUUCCUAGCAGUAAUUUGUUGCGUCUGCUUCGCUUCCCCUUCAAACUAUGCCACUGGUUGAGACCCGGCUCGCGUCUCACAGAUCCCCUUCUUCAGGUGACCCCAUCAGGUGCAGGUAACCCCUCAGGUAUCCCCUCAGGUAUCCCCUCAGGUAACCCCUCAGGUAACCCCUCAGGUAACCCCUCAGGUAACCCCUCAGGUGACCCCUCAGGUUCAGCCACAGCAGGUCCCCGUGGGGGUCUGUGGCGUGUGGUCGACCUCCACCAGUGGCCCCUCCCUUCCACUUGCUGUCCAGCUGUUGCGGUUUCUCUUUAGUUUGCUAUGCAUGCCAUGGCGCUGACUGCUGCUGCUUGUGUGCAUUGCAGGUGGAGGGGAGGGGCGUGGUGGUCAACACCGACAUUCCCUCACGCCCCUCCCCUGUGGCCGUGCAGGGACGCACACGGGACGCCUGGGAGGAGGGCUGCCGAGGAGGGGAGGCACCUGCUGCUGCUUCUGCUGCCUGCUGCUCGCACUCACGCCACGCCACGACUCAUGAGCUAAGUGCCCGUUCCUCCCUGCCCUCGAUCUCGUAUGCCGCGUCACGUCUUGUGCAUUAUUUGCUGUCAUUUCGUUUCUGGCUUGUGCUUUCGUACCUGUCACCUCCAAACACAUGCCACUGGUUGGGCCCGCCUCACAUGCCACAGACCCCCCCCCCUUCAGGUAACCCCCUCAGGUGCAGGUACACUCCCCCCAGGUUCAGCCCCCCUCAGGUGCAGGUUCCCUUGGGGUCUGUGGCGUGUGGCCGUGGCUCCACCAGUGGCCCCUCCCUUGUUCUUCCAGCCUUGGCAGUUUCCAGGCCGUGGCUUGUGCUUGCCGCCAUGCCAUGCACACUCACCACUGCCGUGUAUGUGCAUUGCAGGUGCUGGGAAGGGGGUGGGUCAACACCGACAUUCGCUCACGCCCCUCCCCUGUGGCUGUGCAGGGACGGGACGCAUGUGGGAGGCUGGGAGGAGCGCUGCGGGGUGCGGCAAGGGAGAGUAAUUGGGUGGGCUCAGCUGUUCGAGGCCACCUGGCAGCAGCAAGCCAAGUCUGCAGCAGAACCUGUAGCUGAGAGCGGCGCAGUAGCAGCAGCAGUGCAUCCUGCUGCAAGGGAGAGUAUCUGGGUGGGCUCGGCUGUUCAAGGUAAGCCCCUGUCGUCCCUGCUUCAGCACCUGCUCGUUCACUUUCUGGUUUAGUUUCACUUGGCUCUCCUUCCCGGCACUCGCUUCUCUCUUCUCGCUUCCUCCUCACCACCCCCCUACCCCCCCUCCCCUCCCUCCAGGCAGGUAACCAGGCAGCAGCAAUCCAAGUCUGCAGCAGAGCCUGUAGCUGCGAGCGGCGCAGCAGCAGCAGCAGCACUGCAUUCUGCUGCGAGGGAGAGUAUAUGGGCCCGGUUCAGCUCGUAUAGGUAAGCCCCUUUCCUUGUGCUUCAAUGCUUGUCUUUUGCCUCUCUGCAAUUGUUGUCUCCCCUCUCUGGUUCUUUCUUGGAUGGCUCUCCCUUCCUUCCACUCACUUCUCCUUCCCCCUCCCCUCCCCCUCCCCCCCCCCCCCAACCAUUCCCCACCCCUCCUGGCAGGUCACUUGGCAGCAGCAAGCAUGACUGUAGCAGAGCCUGUAGCUGAGCAGCAGUGGUGGGGCAGCAGCAGCAGCAGCGGAUACAGGGCAGCAGGGCAGCAGCAUAGGCGAGGGCAGUUAGAGGGCGGGCUAGGGCGUUAUUUGAGCAAGGUACAGGUAUGGUAUGGUAUAGGCACAGGUAUGGUAUAGGUGCAGGUAUGGUAUAGGUGCAGGUAUGGCGGCAUUCCCCUCCUCUUUCUCCUCCCUGCGUCCAUCCACAGCUGCCCACCCCUUGGAGCCCUGGAGCACGGUGAGCAGCACAGGAAGCUUGCUCAACCUCCCCCCCCCCUCUAUCUCCCCAGCAGCUUCCCACCCUGUGGUGCGCUGCAGCAAGAAGGGGAGCAGAGGAGAGUCGCUCACACCCCCCACCCCCCUCCCUUCCCCCAGCAGCGUUGCAUCUCUUGGCUGUGCAUGGCGGUGGUAAGUGAGCGCCUUCAGUACUGUACGCAAUGGGGGCUGGGUGAGGCAGUGCAGGGACACGUGUCAAGCACUCUGUGUCCAAUCGCAAUACCCGCGCGUUAAUGCAUAAUGGGCCCAUGGCAGAACCAUUGCGGCCGAAUGGUUCUGUCUCGUGCCAGCUCUUGCCAUGCCGGUGAGGGGUAAUUGGAUCUUGGGCUUACCGUGUGCUUGCCUCCUGCCUCACUUGGCGCCUCCAGCGCAAUGGGUACUGCCGGUGCUGCUUCUAAGGGGCCUGUGCUGCACGCUGCUCCUGCUGCUGGCGGUUGAAGGGGGAUGGGAAGAGGUGAUGGGCAGUGAAGGUGGGGGUUGUGGUGGUGCUGGGAUGUGGCAGAGGGGUGGUGAGAACCCCCUGGGUCUGUUGAGACCGAGGCAGGGGAAGGGGGUUGGAGCACCCUGGGUAAGGCAAGCGAGGGGCAGGGGGGGGGGAGGGGGGUUGGAAGCCUCUGGUUGAUGCGAGCAUGGGGCAGGGGAAUCCCCCUCCUCUGCCCGAGGCUCGCCUUAACCUGGGGUUUUCAACCCCUCUCUCUUGCCUCUCAGUUGCCUUACUCUGGUACUCUGAACCUCCCCCUGCCUGGGUCUCAGCUUACCCAGGGGGUUCUCACCCUCCCUCUGCCAGACCACACUACCACCUCAGCCUUUCACCUUCACCGCCCAUCACCACUCCCCACCAGCACCACCACCAUCUCCACUCCACACCUGGUGCCACAGCCCCUGCCGCUCUGCCAGUGGUGCUGUGCAGUGGUGGUGGUGGUGAGGGAAAGUGGUGAGAGAUGGUGGUGGUGGGAAGUUGCUGUGGUGAUGGUGAUGUUGUGGAGGGUGGGGAGUGGUGGUGGACGGUGGUGGGGGUGGUGAACCCCCCCCCCCCAUUGGGUAAGGUGAGACUCAGGCAGGGGGUUCCGCCCUCCCUCUGCCACACCAACCCACCACUGGCACUACUUUCCACUACUUCACUGGUGCUGGUGCUUUUAGUGACGGCGAUGCUGCUGGUGCUGUAUGGUGUAUUUCCCAUGGUGAGCCAUGUGCAUCAUCCCAUGGUGCAUCAUCCCAUGGUGCGUCAUCCUAUGGUGCAUCAUCCCAUGGUGCAUCAUCCCAUGGCGUGGUGCAUCAUCCCAUGGUGCAUCAUCCCAUGGUAUGGCAUGUGGGGCGGUGCUUGAGCCUAGAGAGCCCAGCCAAGAGGGCGGUGGGUGUGGGUGGGUGAUCAUGUGAUGUGAUGUGGGCCGCAUGCCUCCUGCAGCUGCCAGCCCAGCCAUGGGAGCGGGCAUGGAUGGGUACAUGCAUGCCUGCAAGCAUGGUGCUGAUGGGAUCAACCUGCAAGGUGCUCAACGGAUGGGCAUGCGGGGUGUAAUGCCCCUCCUGCUUCUUGCAGCAGAAGCAUCUGCUCGGGUAUGGAUGCCUUUGGACUGGACAACGUGCCAAGGCAUGGACCAGGAUUUGGUAGCAAGAUUACCAUGUAAAAUAGUUGAUUUGAUCUAUGGUAGGUUGGGUUUGUACUUUGAUUCUAUCUCGACAUGUACCGUAUGUACUCUAUUUUGGUAAUGAAGUUCAUUUUUCUCG
Molecule: messenger RNA, 6357 nt
Organism: Closterium sp. NIES-67
Lineage: Eukaryota; Viridiplantae; Streptophyta; Zygnematophyceae; Desmidiales; Closteriaceae
Source: the annotation of a GenBank genome assembly